Chlorella variabilis is the source of this 408-nucleotide messenger RNA. RefSeq lists its product as hypothetical. The coding region runs from base 1 to 408 and encodes 135 amino acids. Gene Ontology annotation, molecular function: RNA binding. Gene Ontology annotation, cellular component: ASAP complex; cytoplasm; nucleoplasm. Gene Ontology annotation, biological process: mRNA splicing, via spliceosome. NCBI's taxonomy places the organism in Eukaryota, Viridiplantae, Chlorophyta, Trebouxiophyceae, Chlorellales, Chlorellaceae. The transcript has 4 exons. The record is from RefSeq and is a predicted model, not a curated record.
AUGCGCGAGAUCUUCGGCACCUUUGGCAAGCUGCGUGGCGUGGAGCUGGCGAUCGACAAGGUCGUCAACCUGCCCAGGGGCUUUGCGUAUGUGGAGUACGAGAGCCGGGAAGCUGCGGAGAAGGCGCGGGACCACCUGGACGGUGGCCAGAUUGAUGGCAAUACCGUGACCGUGCAAUUUGUGCUGCCCGCCCAGGCGCUCGCCGCCGCCGCGCCGCAGCCCGCCGCGCCGCCGCAGCCCGCCGCGCCGCCGCUCGCCGUCGCCGCCGCGGCGCAGGGGGCGCAGCAGCAGCCCCAGCAGCAGCAGCAGCCGCAGCCGCGGGCGCCGGAGGUCCUCCAGCAGCAGCAGCUACAGUUCCUCUUCCCGCAGCAGGAGCAGGGGCAAGCGCUGAGGUGGCUCCCCCGCUGA